CGGACGUCGGUCUUCCCGAGCCCGGCUCCGGCUCCGGCUCCAGGCUCCUUCGGAGGCCGGGGUUCCCUAGAUCCGCCCUUAGGGGCUGACGGCCGCUCUGGGGAUGCACGGGGAAAAGGCUCGCACGGAGAGAGUGCUACCGCAGCGGCAACUUUCGGUUUUCCUCCUUUCUUCCAAUCCACGAGUAGGAGUUCAGUUAUGGGUGUGAGAGGUUUGCAGGGAUUUGUGGGAAGUACCUGCCCACAUAUAUGUACGGUAGUAAAUUUCAAAGAACUGGCAGAGAACCACCGAAGCAAGCAUCCUGGAUGUACUCCUACCAUUGUGGUCGAUGCCAUGUGUUGUCUCAGAUACUGGUAUACCCCCGAAUCUUGGAUCUGUGGCGGCCAAUGGCGAGAAUACUUUUCUGCUUUGCGAGAAUUUGUUACAACUUUUACAACGGUUGGCAUCAAGUUGAUAUUCUUCUUUGAUGGCAUGGUGGAGCAGCAUAAAAGAGAUGAAUGGGUGAAACGAAGACUCAAGAACAAUAGGGAGAUAUCCAGGAUUUUCCAUUACAUCAAAUCACACAAGGAGCAGCCCGGCAGAAACAUGUUCUUCAUCCCCUCAGGGCUGGCCAUAUUUACGCGAUUUGCUUUGAAGACCCUAGGUCAAGAAACUCUGUGUUCGUUACGGGAGGCCGACUAUGAGGUGGCUUCCUAUGGUCUCCAGAAUAACUGUCUUGGGAUUCUUGGAGAAGACACGGACUACUUAAUUUAUGAUACCUCUCCCUACUUUUCAAUUAGUGAACUCUGCCUGGAGAGUCUCAAUACUAUCAUGCUCUGUAGAGAGAAGCUCUGUGAGAGUCUAAAUCUCAAGCUGGCAGACCUUCCUCUUCUGGCCUGCCUACUUGGCAAUGACAUAAUCCCAGAAGGCAUGUUUGAAAGCUUUCGGUACAAGUGCUUGUCUUCCUAUACCUCUGCAAAAGAGAACUUUGACAAAAAAGGCAACAUUAUCUUAGCUGUAGCAGACCACAUAUCUAAAGUUCUUCACUUGCAUCAAGGUGAGAAAAAGCUAGAAGAGAUGUUACCUUUGGGACCAAACAAAGCUCUUUUUUAUAAAGGUGUGGCAUCAUAUCUUUUGCCAGGACAGAAAUCUCCAUGGUUUUUCCAAAAACCCAAAGAUGUAAUAACUUUGGACAAGCAGGUAGUAUCCAGGUGUACAGACCCAGAAUCCAAGCAAGAAGUUCUCAUGUGUACAGACCCUGAAUACAAGCAAGAAGUUUCCAUGUGUACACACCCUGAAUCCAAGCAAGGAGUUCCCAUGUGUACAGAUCCUGAAUCCAAGCAAGAAGUUCCUGUGUGUACUGACCCUGAAUCCAAGCAAGAAGUUCCCAUGUGUACAGACCCUGAAUCCAAGAAAGGAACUCCCAUAUAUACACACCCUGAAUCCAAGCAUGAAGUUCCCAUGUGUGCUGACCCUGAAUUGAAGCAAGAAGUUCCCAUGUGUACACACCCUGAAAUCAAGCAAAAAUUACCUAUAGGUACAGACCCUGAAUUUAAGCUAGAAUCACCUAUGUGUACAAACCCUGGAAUUAAACAAGAAGACCCCAUGAAUGUGGAGCCUGAAAUCAAGCAACAAGUAACCAUGGUUUCAGACCCUGAAAUCUUAAAGGUUGCUCAAGCACAGCACGUCCAGGGAGAGAGCUACCUGGUGUACAACAUCAUGAGCAGUGGGGAGAUUGAGUGCAGCAACACUCUGGAGGAUGCGCUAGACCAGGCUCUGCCCAGCCAGGCCUUCGUUUACCGCCCUGUGCGGCAGCGCGUCUACGCUCUCUUACUCGGGGACGGCAGAGAUGAUUCUAGCUCCUGCCCCACUGUCAAGGAGUGGUUUGUGUACUCUGGGAACCCGCUGAAGCACCCAGACCUCGUCAGGCCUCUGCCGAUGAAUCUUGCAGGGGGAACGCCUAGUUUGAAACUCUUGUGGCUGAACCAAGAGCCAGAAAUACAAGCCCGGCGCUUGGACACACUCCUGGCCUGUUUCGACCUUUCCUCCUCAAGAGAAGAGCUGCAGGCGGUGGAGAACCCUUUCAAAGCGCUGUGCUGCCUCUUGAUCUACCUCUUUGUGCAGGUGGACACUCUGUGCCUGGAGGAUCUGCAUGCUUUCAUUGCUCAGGCCUUGUGUCUCCAAGGAAAAUCAACUAUGCAGCUUGUAGACUUACAGCUUGAUUACGUCGACCCCAGAGCUGUGCAGCUUGGCUCCCUCCUGGUCCGCGGCCUCACCACUCUGGUGCUGGUCAACAGUGCAUGCGGCUUCCCCUGGAGGAUGAGUGAUUUCAUGCCCUGGAACGUAUUUGACGGGAAGCUUUUUCAUCAGAAGUACCUGUUAUCUGAAAAAGGAUAUGCUGUGGAGGUUCUCCUAGAACAAAAUAGGUCUCAGCUCACCAGAUUCCACAACCUGAAGUCUGUGGUAUGCAAGGCCUGCAUGAAGGAGAACAGACGCAUUGUCAGCAGGCAGCACGGGCGUUCACAUCACUCAGGGAGGUGGGGAAGAGAGGGAUCAGGCUCCCACAGGACAAGCUCCGGGCACAGCCGGUCUGGCCAAGGACAGCACUGGAGAGACCAGGGACCAGGAAGUAGACCACGUGAGCCUGACCAGUGGAGAAGAUGCUCAUCGUCUUCUGGGUGGUCCAACUGAUGCCUGCUGCUCGAGUAGGAAAGAAGCCUUCACAGCCAGAGGAAGAAUUGUCUUCAGUAAAACCUGGACACUAAACAUAAGGUCAAUACAUCCUGCUUAUCUGCACUCGAGCCAUAGAGUAAAACACGCUGUAUUUCACACUUCACGGCCCUCAGUACAGAUGUGUUGAAUGAUGCCAGCUGGACUUUGGUGGGUGUUUUAAACUGCUUUCCGCUGUGUACAUGCAGCAGUUCUAGAAAUGUCGACACUUUUAGAAACCAAGGAGAUGAAGCAGAACUGAAGACACUCAUGAAAAAGCAGCCUGCUGUUGCCUAGAAGCAUCACAUGGCUUCACCCUAAAUACAAGGAUCAUCUUUAAUUUGAAUGUUUGUACGUAUAUGGCUGUUCUUGGGGAAUAUAUUUUAGGAAAAGAAUAAAGAAACAAAGAACUCAGUAACUUGUACAGAAAUCCUCCUGUGGUCGGCAGGGUCUUCUCUGUCGCCUAUUCUGUGAGGUAGCCACAUGGACUCUUGAACAUCUCUCUCCAGAGAGAGGCCAAGAGGUGGGUGCGUCAUCAUGGCUCCUCCUGAUUUGUUGGACGAACUUGGAGAGAAACCUGCAUGCCCGCGCAGCCCAACCGACAGGGAGUGUCUUCUAACAGCUGUCCUUGCAGUCUUCAAACUUGAGUUAAAAAUACGGUUUCACAGCAAGGUAUUUUCUAAGUGGUUCGCCCAGGCCUCUGACGUCAAGGAUCCUUGUAAGAGUUUGCACAUGACUGGUGUUUCUCAUAUUACAGCUCUUAGGUUUCAGUUCCUUGUUUAAAUUCGUUAAAAAUGCCGCUUUGUCAGGAGUUCAGGAGUUUUCCAUUGGUAAGUGGAAAUGACGGGUUUGUGGUUACUAUUUUGCUCCUAGGAAGUUAGCCAGGCCUUCCUUAUUUAAAGGAAACACAUGCAAGAACCAGGCAGCAGUAGUGACGAAGUGCGGCCUGGCAGCUCCUCCAGGAGAGGGACGCGAGGCCCUCCACACGCUGGGCAGAGCCGUCGCACCAGGCCGCGCUGCAGCUGUCAGACGGCUGAGUGGGUUUGCCGGCACUCCCUUUGUGUUGUGACGGUGAUCUGUGGUACUCAUUUGUGGCUUAUUACCAAAUAUAAACUAUAGUCUGCUCUUACUAACGAGAACAUGUGACUGACUUCUUGCUUCUGUUUUCCAUCUGAACCUACCGUCAAAGUUCUGGAGCUAGAAAAACCUUGGGAAUCUGACCAGGCUUCUCAGGUGACAGGCAAAGUCCUCAAGCUUACCUGUGGGCCUUGUGGCACAGGUCCUUGUCCUGGCUCUGCGCCUGCCACCUGCUCUGUGGCCCCGUGUCAUCAUCUUCAAGUCGAUGGCGAUUUGCUUCAGUCAGGGUUUCUCAGAUGUAAGUCAUGUGUACACCCUUGAAAGGAAAAAAAUUGUUGGUUCCCAUGGCGAUUUGUUAUUCUUAUUUGUGUUAUUUAACUCUGUGCAAACAUGCCUUAGAUUCCUUAUGCUUAGAGCUUUCUGAAUACAACUUUCAAUCAAAGACAUCAUACAAAUGUAAUGAAAACAAAAUUAUAAAACAUAUAGCAUAUUAUCACAAUCCCCAACAACUCUUAGGGGGCUGGCCAGCAGCCUACAAGGCCGGCUGCCGUUGGCCAUGCUCAGGAAGGUUUCAUACGAGACAGUAGCCAGUUGGAACCUUCUUCUAGGGAGCUGCAGUGCCAGUGCCCACAGAAGGGACAGAGGGCGUGGCCACGGCACCACGAGUGCAGAGCAGAGGUGUUGAGGGCAGCCAGGUGUGAGGGUGGUAUCAAGACAGGGAGGCUGGGGUGCACUCUGCCGGGGUGCUGGCCCUGGGCCCGUCUCUGGGAGGCAGUGGUGCGAUCGGAUCUGUCCUGUCCCUCUUGCCCCUCAGUACUCUGUGGGACUCCUGGGCCGUGCGCCCCUUCAUUGAGCUAACAGAGCAUCUGGUGUGGCCCUGGCCAGUGGUGACGCCUGGUGCUCCCCCACUGUGCUGCUAACCCACGCGUCCAGCAUCUUCUGAGGACAGUAGAUGCCAGGAGGGGCUUCUGCCUUAUCUGUGCUGUCUGAAGUCUUGUAAAAAGAGUGACUUUGUGUGUUGUGUAGUUGAAAAUAAAGAAAAGAAAGCAAUGAUCCCCAGUGGCAGUUCUUAUAUCUCGAUGAAGUGCAAAUUUUUAAAGUACUGAUUACUUGGAUUUAAUAAAUCAGGUUUUAUUCUUCA
Messenger RNA from Equus quagga, 4906 nucleotides. RefSeq names its product family with sequence similarity 120B (gene FAM120B). The record is from RefSeq and is a predicted model, not a curated record. Gene Ontology annotation, cellular component: nucleus. Lineage: Eukaryota; Metazoa; Chordata; Mammalia; Perissodactyla; Equidae. The coding region runs from base 199 to 2670 and encodes 823 amino acids. The transcript is spliced from 11 exons.